Messenger RNA from Talaromyces stipitatus ATCC 10500, 1135 nucleotides. Its product is annotated as extracellular polygalacturonase, putative. Bases 1 to 1128 code for a protein of 375 amino acids. The transcript has 4 exons. Gene Ontology annotation, cellular component: extracellular region. The record is from RefSeq and is a predicted model, not a curated record. Lineage: Eukaryota; Fungi; Ascomycota; Eurotiomycetes; Eurotiales; Trichocomaceae. Gene Ontology annotation, biological process: pectin catabolic process. Gene Ontology annotation, molecular function: polygalacturonase activity.
AUGCGUUCCUUCAUUGGCCUGGCCGGGCUGGCCUGCUUGUCAUCAGUGGUGCUGGCCGUCCCAGCGCCAGCUCCUACAGCACCUGCUAAGUUAGAAGAUCGUGCCGCGUCUUGCACAUUCUCUGGCUCCAACGGUGCAGCAGCAGCUAGCAAAUCCAAGACUUCGUGCUCAACCAUUGUAUUGUCGAGUGUUGCUGUGCCGUCGGGAACGACACUUGACCUAACUAAUCUUAACGAUGGAACGAAGGUCAUCUUCGAAGGCACAACCACUUUCGGCUACGCAGAGUGGUCAGGUCCCCUUGUCUCCGUCUCAGGAAACGACAUCACCGUCGAAGGAGCCUCUGGAGCUGUGCUCGACGGUGACGGAUCUCGUUGGUGGGACGGCAAGGGCAGCAACGGAGGCAAGACGAAGCCCAAGUUCUUUUAUGCUCACAACCUCAAGUCCUCGUCUAUCAGCAACAUCAAGAUCCUGAACUCGCCUGUGCAGGUCUUCAGCAUUGAUGGUGCUCAGACACUGACUUUGGACCAUAUCACAAUUGACAAUUCGGCUGGUGACUCUCAAGGUGGCCAUAAUACAGAUGCGUUUGAUGUUGGUGAUUCGAAUGGGGUUACUAUCUCGAAUGCUAUUGUUCAGAAUCAGGAUGAUUGUUUGGCAGUCAACUCUGGCACUAACAUCAUUUUCACUGGCGGUACCUGCUCCGGUGGUCAUGGUUUGUCCAUUGGCUCUGUUGGCGGCCGUUCUGAUAACACGGUCCAGACCGUUCACAUUGAGAACUCUACUAUCAAGAACUCUCAAAACGGCGUCCGCAUCAAAACCGUCUAUGGCGCCACCGGCUCCGUCUCCGGCGUAACCUACAAGGACAUCACACUCUCCGGCAUCACCAAAUACGGCAUCGUCAUUGAGCAGGACUACGAGAACGGCAGCCCUACAGGAACACCUACUAACGGCGUCCCAAUUACUGGCCUUACCAUUGAUGGUGUAACCGGUAGCGUCACUAGCAGCGCUACAGAAGUCUAUAUCCUCUGCGGCAGUGGUAGCUGCUCCAACUGGACUUGGCAGGGCGUUAAUAUUACCGGUGGUAAGAAGAGUAGCAGUUGUAAGAAUGUUCCUAGUGGUGCUAGCUGCUAAAAGAGUG